Trichomonas vaginalis G3 is the source of this 489-nucleotide messenger RNA. RefSeq lists its product as uncharacterized. The record is from RefSeq and is a predicted model, not a curated record. Lineage: Eukaryota; Parabasalia; Trichomonadida; Trichomonadidae. The coding region runs from base 1 to 489 and encodes 162 amino acids. The transcript has a single exon.
AUGCAGGAAAUUCUUGAGUUUUGGAUGAACGAAUACGGUGGAGCCAAAAGUGGCUCGACCUCAAAACAAGCAUUUUAUGAGCUUACAAAGGGUGUUAUAAAUGAAUUCAAAGGUAUUUACAUACAUCCUAACCUCGUUCAUUUUGUUGCUGAAUGGUGCUCUGUAAAGUAUGCAUUUUAUGUCAAAGAUAUUAUGGACUCCAUAGACAAGAAAGUUCAUGAGAAAUUAGAUGAAGAAGAACUUGAAGAUACAGUAGAGAAUGCUAAACCUUUGUUCGAACAAGAAGUUAGAAAAAUGCGCGAAAAACAAUUAGAACAUGAACGUGAGAUAUGUUAUGGUUAUAGAGAUUCUCCAUUCGAACUAGACCAAUGGGAACAAGAAAAUUUAAAGAGAGAAUUUAGAGAAUAUGAACUCGCUAAGAUAGCAUUAGAAGCUGCAGAAAAGAAGUUAAAAGCUUGGGGUCGUUUUGUAAAAAAAUAUUGUGAGUAA